Molecule: messenger RNA, 2711 nt
Organism: Ostrinia furnacalis (Asian corn borer)
Lineage: Eukaryota; Metazoa; Arthropoda; Insecta; Lepidoptera; Crambidae
Gene: Tip60
Product: Histone acetyltransferase Tip60
Exons: 13
Coding region: 67-1680 (537 amino acids)
Biological process (GO): regulation of DNA-templated transcription; double-strand break repair via homologous recombination
Cellular component (GO): NuA4 histone acetyltransferase complex
Molecular function (GO): histone H4K16 acetyltransferase activity
Source: RefSeq, a predicted model, not a curated record
AAAGCAUCUGUGACAUUGACAGUUGACGAACAAACCAAACAAUUUGUCGUGUGAUUUUUCUGUAAAAUGAACGAAAAUGACGAUGAACUCACUACUUUUUGUGACUCAGCGGCAUCCUUAGUGGAAGGUUGUCGUUUGCCUGUUCGUAUGCAAGGAGGCGACGACUGGCCUUUAGCAGAAAUUAUAAGCAUCAAGGAAAGUCGAGGACAGAGAGGAUACUAUGUGCACUAUGUUGACUUCAACAAACGCUUGGACGAGUGGGUCGGCGAGUCAUGGCUGGACACACGCAAGGUCCAGUUCCCUCGCCGGGAUGGAGCGCCCACCGGAGGCACCACCACACCGAAGAAGACUCACAUUGGUUCAGGAGGUGGCGUGAUGCCUACUUUUAUUAAUGAUACAGUCUGCAACGAAAGCCAGAAGUCUAGUAGCAAUAGCAUUAGACCCACCCUCGUGAGCCAACCCGCUCAGCCCAAAAUAGAGAAAGCCCACUUUAGCAAUGCACUCAAUGGUUCCACACAAAAACUUGCACAUGGCGGCAUGCCGGAGCCCCGUCAACUUAUAUCGCGGCCCGCCAGCCCCACGCUUACCCAUGACACGUCAUCGCUUGUCAACGGAGGCGCGGUACUGGCUGCAGCGCUACAGAAAAAGAUGAACAGGAAACGGAAGGCUAACUCCUUGGAUAUAGAGCCUUCAGAGCCCAUACCGGCAACAGAAUCCGAGACAGGCGACACGAUAGCGAGUGGCGCCGCCACUCCCACGGCUAGACCUAGGCAGUCUGGCAGUAUGGUCGCCCACGGUCAUGACGACCUGGUGACAAGAAUGAAGAACAUAGAAAUGAUUGAGCUUGGACGGCAUAGGAUACGGCCUUGGUACUUCGCACCUUAUCCUCAAGAAAUGGUCAAUUUACCGUGUAUUUAUAUCUGCGAAUUUUGUUUGAAGUAUAGAAAAAGUAAAAAGUGCUUGGAAAGACACUUGAUCAAAUGUAAACUAAAACACCCUCCAGGCAACGAAAUAUACAGGAAAGGCAGCAUAUCAUUCUUCGAGAUAGACGGACGGAAGAACAAAUGCUACGCCCAGAACCUUUGCCUGCUCGCCAAACUCUUCCUCGACCACAAGACAUUGUAUUAUGACACAGACCCGUUCUUAUUUUACGUCAUGACGGAAUUUGACUCUAGAGGUUUUCACAUAGUAGGAUAUUUUUCAAAAGAGAAAGAGAGCACGGAAGACUACAAUGUAGCAUGUAUAUUAACACUACCUCCAUACCAAAGAAAAGGAUAUGGAAAACUCCUUAUAGAAUUUAGUUACGAAUUAUCAAAGUUCGAAGGCAAAACGGGUUCCCCCGAGAAACCGCUGUCGGAUUUGGGAUUGUUGUCGUACCGGAGUUACUGGGCACAGACAAUCCUGGACAUACUGAUGCACAGCAAGCCAGUGGGAGACAACGAGAAACCUAUCAUCACCAUCAACGAAAUAUGUGAAUUGACCAGCAUAAAAAAAGAAGAUGUAAUAAGCACACUGCAAAACUUGAAUCUGAUCAACUAUUACAAGGGACAGUACAUCAUAUCCGUCAAUCAGGAAACGAUACAGCAACACGAAAAGGCAAUGGAGAAGCGAAUGUUACGGAUCGACCCCAAAUGUCUGCACUGGACGCCUAAGGAUUGGUCUAAAAGAGCUAAGUGGUAACGCCUUCAGAAAACGGAUCAACCAAGCCAACCUCAACGUGUGUGCGUAUCAAAUUUUCAAUUAUCGCCGUGUAUUUCAUAUUUUUCCAUUAAAAUUUGAUAAUUUUCACUAAAUUCGCUAUACUAAAUCUUAUCUCUCGCUGCUCAAAUUAUUUUAGUUUACUUAUUUUCUCGUAGAAAACGUGUUCAAUGUUCUAAGUUAAAUAGUAUAGACAUACUGCGGUUUAUUAUGCAGGUUGUUUCUAUAGGUGCACAAAUUUUAACUUCGCAAACAUAGCAAUAUAACUUUUUUUACAUUCGCCAAAACCACAAUGACUAUGACAUUUUAUAUUAUGAAGAAUUCAUAUUUAAUUUUAUACAGUUUUUUUCUGAUUUAUCGAAAUGUAAUUUUUCGAAAAGAUUUCUCUCUUUGAUCGAAAGUUUACCUUCACUUUAAAAAAAUUAACCUUUUGGUUACUUGCAAAUAUGCAACGUUUGUUUACAACUUUCUUUGGAUUUUUGGUGAAGACUUUUCGAGAAUGCUAUGUAAAGUACCUACCUGGGGUCUUAGUGUGAGUUUACAUCAAACGUAUUCGAUCGUAUCGAGGGCCUCAAAAAAGUUUUAGUUAGAAAGUAUCCGCUAGGGACGCUGUACAAUCUGUCAUAGAUUUAAUGUCAUUUUUUACGCAGUCGAUAUCGAAUACGUUUGAUUUAAACUUACACAAAUCCCCCUGGUUGGAAUUUGUGCACCUGUAAAAUGACUGUAUUUACGCGUUAAUAGGUACUAUUUUAGUUCAGCGUAUUAUGCUACGCUGUACGACAAUGUAAGAUAUAAAUAGUUAAUGUUUUAUUCGUAUCGUAGGCAUAUUAUGCAAUGCCCACGCGAUAAUGUUAGCACAUACGUGUGUGAACCCGCGGAAUCGGUCUACGGAGACAAUAUUAUUUAGACAGGCAAAUUGUCAAAGGCCGGUAUAACUCGCGGAAUAGCGUUUACUUGUCUUAAUGUUUGUUAUGAGACUCUAAUUGUGAUAUUAAACGAUAUCAAAGUUGUAA